AUGCCACAUGAGCUAUGUUUGCAACGGCUGGCAUUGUUACCAGAGGCGGUCACCAGCAUCUCUGCCCUAGAAACGGGUGAUGUAGUUCUCUGUUCCAAGUCUAGCGUUUGGGUCUUUCCUUCUCACUUUCAUGGCCAAGCUCUUGCACAGGUCGAAUGCGAGGCAACAUGCAUUUUAGCUUUGGGUUCGCAAACAAUCGCGGCGGGCGACCACGCUGGACGAGUCAGAGUUUGGCACUUGCGGCGGCAGAUCUUGAAGGAGGUGCGGAAUGUUCAGGUUCAUUUCUCCAAUGUUCGAGACAUCAGCAGUGGUGGAGACAUUUUGCUCACUGCCUCUGAUGAUGGGUGGGUGAAGCAACUUGACGUCCUGACCAACUUUGCGCCUUCAGGUUUCUUUGAAACAGGAGUCCCAGCUACUAGCGUCCUGGCGCGUGGGAAGAAUGUUCUGGUGGGCUGUGAGGACGGCAUAGUUUGGGAGCUAUCACGUCGUUUAAGCCAAGCCACCAUCCUGCGACGCAUGGAGUUAGGAGUUCCCAUUUUGACUUUGGAUGCGGAUGCAGAAGCUCCAGGAGCCCGAGUGCUGGCAGCUGGACGUGGGCGAUUUGCAGUGUGGGUCGGGGAAGGAGACUCAGAAGAGGUGCAAUUGGCUUUUCAUGGCAAGUGUGGUCCAGCGGCUGCGGUGAGAUUAUUACCUGGCACAACUGAGGACCUGCUCGUGAUACCAGAUGCUUCACUGGAUGCGGAGAAUGACCUUCUUCACUCACAUCCAUCUUUCGGCCUGCUUUGCAGCGUGCAAUGCAGGUCCUUGACCUCUGACCAUCGGUCCGAGCUAUCUUUCUUCCUUGUGGGUGAGUUGUUGCAGGGUGUCACGCGACAAUUUGAGCUCUUCAAGAUCUCACCGCUGGAGGUUUCUCUACAGUCAAAGAUGGGGCUGCCAAGUCUGCCUCUCACUGGUCACAUUGCCGCAGCAGAGGUGAAUCAGGAGGAGAAGCAGAACUGUUUGACAGCAGCUGCUUCAACUUCUCACGAUAUCGACAACACGGAUGCAGAGAAGAGGGAGAAGACUUUAUCAAAAUCCAGAUCGAACAGGCACAUAAAUGCAUUCCGCGAUCCCACCCAAGCGUCCAUAGCAAAAUCACUUAUUUAA
Messenger RNA from Durusdinium trenchii, 1146 nucleotides. The record is from the annotation of a GenBank genome assembly. Lineage: Eukaryota; Dinophyceae; Suessiales; Symbiodiniaceae.